GUUACACCUAGGAGAAUAGUAUAAGCUAAUGUAUUGGCUUCACAAUAUUUUUCAUCACAAAAUAUAGGCCAAACUAUACUCUUUUCAGAAUGAAGACUUUGCUCGUGAUCACCGCUUUCAUGGCUCUGGUCAUGAGAAUCAUUCUGUCUCAAGAUGAGAAAGAUGACGAAUUUCAAGUCUGGAAAAAAAAGUUUGGUAAGACUUAUAAAUCUGUAGAGGAGGAAAAUUGGCAUAAGAAUACUUGGCUGAAAAAUCUAAAGCUGGUCAAGGAUCACAACAAGCUGGCUGACCAGGGUAUUAAGAGCUACAAACUCAGCAUGACCUACUUUGCAGACAUGAAUGACCAGGAGAACAACGUGUCUAAGGGCUGCCUACCCUUCAACAGACCCAAACAACACAAUGCAGCUGCAUUUCUCCGACAGACAAGAGGAGCUGCUCUUCCAAAAUCUGUGAAUUGGACCAAAAAUGGCUAUGUAACUGGGGUUAAAGACCAGAAGAAUUGUGACUCUUGCUGGGCCUUUAGUGCGACAGGGGCAUUAGAGGGACAAAUAUUUAAGAAGACUGGGAAACUGGUGUUACUUAGCGAGCAACAGCUGGUGGACUGCUCUACACAAUCUGGGAACAAAGGCUGCAAGGGUGGCCAGAUGAACUUGGCUUUUAACUAUGUGAAAGAAAAUAAUGGACUAGCCACAGAGGAAUCCUACCCUUAUGAGGCUACGGAUGGGGAAUGCAGGUUUAAUUCAGCCACUGUUGGAGCCACCUGCACUGGCUAUGUGGACAUAAACAGUAGUGAUGAGAACGCUUUGCAGGAAGCUGUAGCCACCAUUGGACCCAUUUCUGCUGCCAUAGAUGCAAACCAUACUUCCAUCUACCUCUAUGAAUCAGGUGUUUAUGAUGAACCUGAAUGUAGCCGCAUUUGCCUGAGUCAUGGUGUCCUUAUUGUUGGUUAUGGCACUGAAAAUGGAACAGAUUAUUGGCUGAUCAAGAACAGCUGGGGUACUGACUGGGGAGAAAAAGGCUACAUCAAGAUGUCCAAGAACAAGGAUAACCAGUGUGGUAUCGCUACAGCAGCCAGCUAUCCUCUGGUUGCCAAUAAAACUCCAUGUGUUCAGUGUGGGGCUUGCUCUACUGUCUUUGUACUGGCAUGCUCAUUUUUGGGCAUGUUUUACUAAGUGUGUAAAUAAAAAAAAUGGAAAAAAUACUAAAAAUGUCAAGCUGGAGGUCUUGGUUGUAGUCUUGGCCGUUAAGGAAUCUUCAUUCCAACUGCACUGUACUGAGCUGCACAGACUGAGCUGUUAGACAGGAGGUGUUGUAGAAAAAGUGUUUCGAAGCCAUGCUAUAACAAGAGAGUUCUUCCUUUAUGUUUAAACUAAUAUAGCACAAGGGCUUGUAAUACAUGUCUGGCUUUGGUUUCAAAAGGUUGCAUGAAAAAAAAAACUGUAAUAAAUUUUUAUUUAAAGGAAAUCUGCUUUGAUUUGCAAAUCUUGCUGAACUUGCUGUUGAAUUUAAUUAAAACAUAUUUGUUAAAAAAAAGUUUGUGUAGUUCCAAGAGACAAGUUAUUCCAGAGAAUUAUUAAUUUUUAAUCAUUAAUUAAUUGGACAAAGGCAUUCCAUGAGCACUGACAUGUUUAAUUCUAUGUAUCGCUAUUGUGUGUUUUUGGUUCUCAAGAAGGUUUUUAUAACUGUGACUUCCUUCCUGACAAUGGUGCUAAAAUAAAAUUAAAACCUAGAAAGUG
Clarias gariepinus (North African catfish) is the source of this 1736-nucleotide messenger RNA. RefSeq names its product procathepsin L-like. Gene Ontology annotation, biological process: immune response. Gene Ontology annotation, molecular function: cysteine-type endopeptidase activity. The record is from RefSeq and is a predicted model, not a curated record. Gene Ontology annotation, cellular component: lysosome. The transcript is spliced from 7 exons. Lineage: Eukaryota; Metazoa; Chordata; Actinopteri; Siluriformes; Clariidae. The coding region runs from base 90 to 1172 and encodes 360 amino acids.